CGGCGGCGACGGGGCUCUGCCUCUACAGGAGCCCAGCGCAGGCCGCAGAGCGGAGCGCCGGGAGCCGAGAGCGCGGGCCGCGGAGCCCGGCCGGCCGGCGCGGAGAAUUGUUCCUGUUGAUGAGUAGCUCCUCUUCUGAUUUGGACUUCUUGAGGCUUUAGAAGCUAGUAGGUGAAAUUGUCUACCUCUAAAGAGAAACAGUGCCUGCUCCUUCAAGACGCAUCUCUCCAUUGCUAUGGAUACCGAAUCCACAUACUCUGGAUAUUCAUACUAUUCAAGCCAUUCAAAAAAAUCUCACAGACAAGGGGAGAGAACUAGAGAGAGACAUAAAUCGCCCCGGAAUAAAGAUGGCAGAGGGUCAGAAAAAUCUGUCACCAUUCAACCUCCCACUGGAGAGCCCCUGUUGGCAAAUGAUUCUACUAGGACUGAGGAGGUUCAGGAUGACAACUGGGGAGAGACCACCACGGCCAUCACAGGCACCUCAGAGCACAGCAUAUCCCAGGAGGACAUUGCCAGGAUCAGCAAGGACAUGGAGGACAGCGUAGGGCUGGAUUGCAGACGCUACUUGGGCCUCACCAUUGCCUCGCUCCUUGGACUUCUAGUUUUCCUCACCCCCAUUGCCUUCAUCCUGUUGCCCCCAAUCCUGUGGAGGGAGGAGCUGGAGCCUUGUGGCACAAUUUGUGAGGGACUCUUUAUUUCUGUGUCAUUCAAACUCCUCAUUCUGCUCAUCGGGACCUGGGCACUUUUCUUCAGAAAGCAGAGAGCAGACAUGCCCCGGGUGUUCGUGUUCCGCACUGUUUUGUUGGUCCUCAUCUUUCUUUUUGUGGUUUCCUAUUGGCUGUUUUAUGGAGUCCGCAUUUUGGACUCUCGGGACCGAAAUUACCAGGGCAUCGUGCAAUAUGCAGUCUCCCUCGUGGAUGCCCUCCUUUUCAUCCACUACCUGGCCAUCGUCCUGCUGGAGCUCAGGCAGCUGCAGCCCAUGUUCACACUGCAGGUGGUGCGCUCCACCGAUGGGGAAUCCCGCCUCUACAGCUUGGGCCACCUGAGUAUCCAAAGAGCAGCUUUGGUGGUUCUGGAAAAUUACUACAAAGAUUUCACCAUCUAUAACCCAAACCUCCUAACAGCUUCCAAAUUCAGAGCAGCCAAACACAUGGCCGGGCUGAAAGUAUACAAUGUCGAUGGCCCCAGUAACAAUGCCACUGGUCAGUCCCGGGCUAUGAUUGCUGCAGCCGCCCGGCGCAGGGACUCAAGCCACAAUGAGUUGUAUUACGAAGAGGCUGAGCAUGAGCGUCGGGUAAAGAAGCGGAGAGCAAGGCUGGUGGUGGCCGUGGAAGAAGCAUUCAUCCAUAUCCAGCGUCUACAGGCCGAGGAGCAGCAGAAAGCCCCAGGGGAGGUAAUGGACCCCAGGGAAGCAGCACAGGCCAUCUUCCCAUCCAUGGCCAGGGCACUCCAGAAGUACCUGCGAACCACUCGGCAGCAGCACUACCACAGCAUGGAGAGCAUCCUGCAGCACCUGGCCUUCUGCAUCACCAACAGCAUGACCCCCAAGGCCUUCCUAGAACGAUACCUCAGUGCAGGCCCCACCUUGCAGUAUGACAAGGACCGCUGGCUCUCUACGCAGUGGAGACUUAUCAGUGAGGAGGCUGUGACUAACGGGUUACAGGACGGAACUGUUUUUGUCCUUAAAUGCUUGGACUUCAGCCUCAUUGUCAAUGUGAAGAAAAUUCCAUUCAUCAUCCUCUCUGAAGAGUUUAUAGACCCCAAGUCUCACAAGUUUGUCCUUCGCUUACAGUCUGAGACAUCAGUUUAAAAGUUCUAUAUUUGUGGCUUUAUUAAAAAAAAAGAAUAUAGAGAGAGAUAUAUAUGUCCAGAGGGGUGUCUUUUUUCUACAUGUUUUUAUUCUUCAUUGCUGACUGAAGCUGGCAGAUGAUAGACCAGUAUCCUUUGACCAUCUGCACUUUAUUUGGAAGGACGCAGGAGAUGUCCACCUCGACAGAGUGACCGGUGGCAUCUUCACUUUGGAAGGUGGGACUUCUGGAGAAGCCGAUGCUGUAAACCAAAGCGGAGCUGUUAUGUCCUUGGGAGCCUCGCCUUACGACUAGUCCCUGACUCAGCCCGUCCCAUAGCCCCAUCACUUCUGGUCGACCGCCUUGAAGAUUCUAGGGGACCCAUCUCUCCUCUGUUCCAGGAACCCGGACACUGCACCUCCGUGUGCAUGCGCAUGUGUCAUCAUCUGCAUCACCGGAUUCCCUGUGGGAGUUGGAGCUGUUUAGGAGAUGCCUGCCUUCACCUUUGCUCUUUGUUGCCUUAGAUUCCUCAGAGAAAGAUCCCAACAAAAAAUUCACACUAUCAGGUUACAGCUAUUAAGUGAUUCACUUUUGUUUUUUCCCAAAGAGAAACCUACCUGCCAUGUCUCUGUCUGAUCCUGUUCGGCUCCUAGGCCUGGGACUUCCCACCCUGGCUCCGGUCCACCCCAUCCACCUGAGCAGACUCCCCACAGCCCCUCCUGAUGUGCAGCUCUAGCCAGAGCUGCUGGACCCGGCUCUCCAUGUGUGCCCCGCAAGCCCUCUGCACAGUCUGGAUGCCACCCAUCCUAGACUGUCCCAUUGGGAAGUAUUGUGUGGCCUACCAGAUAGAAGACGGGAGAGCCAGCCAGCUGGAAUGCCUCUUUUAGGCUGCAGCCAAAGCUUACCCAACCCAGUCCUCCCCCUGCACCAUACCGAGCAGGGGGAACUAACACUGUGACUCUGGGGUUGGCAGGUGCCUCUUGGAGCCAUCUGAUUUCCCAGGGAGGUGAGUCGUCACGAAGCUUAUCCCAAGCUGCCCUGCCGAGGGAGACCAAACAGUGCCAACCACGCUGGCGGCUACUGCUGUCCAGCCCUGUGUUUUCUAAUCACUGUCACUGUGCACCUUAUCACCUCAGCCACUUACUACCAGGAGCGGGGCUGGCAUGGCUUCUCCAAGCUUUCAGUCCUUGGUCACAUGGAGGCGAGUAGAUGCUGUGGAGUUUGGAGAAAGGAGAAUAGGGAGCCAGUCUCCUGGGUUGGAAUGGUUCUUCUGUGAUCUGUUUCCUAUGGGCCACAUCCUACACCUUGCAGUGGGUAAUCUUUGCCUCUCUUUGCCUUCCUAUGUCUGCAGCAAACCUUUAAAAAGUGUUCACUCUCUCAGAUCUUUAUGAUAGUUACCUUGCUUCAGGAUGAUGCUAUCAAAUGCUCUCUGUGUAUGUGUAUAUAACCUUAUUGUCUUAUGCAUUCCACAAGUGGUACAGUGUCUCGUGUGCCAUUUUAAAAAUCAUGGUUGGCUUUGGGUGUUUUAGUACACCUGUACUGAGAAAGCAAACAUUAUUCUUGAAUCAACAGCCUUCAGCUAAAAAAGAUGCAUUGGAGGAGAAAGAAAGAAGGGGAAACCCAAGGUGUGGCAUGGAGCCAAGAUGUACUGUCUAGUGUCACAGUUCUGUUUAUGAAAAACACAUAUCAUGUAACCAUGGUGCUUUUGUUCUUAGUUUUUGCCUCUAGCUCCCUUCAGACUGGAAGUUCCUUAUGACAUCUUUCUCAGGAAAUACUUUGGGAGAUAGGGUAAGGAGCAGUGAAUGUGUGUGAAACUUUGACUGGGUAAAGGGGCUAAUGUCCCAGACUACUUGCUGCACAUAAAUGCGGUGCAGUUGGAAGUGCUGUAUUUGUAAAACAAUAAUGACACUGUUCAUCAGCAUCGAAAAAUACUGUGCUUCCAGCCCUAUCUUAAAUUGCCAGUCCAGAAGGGGUUGCGUUAGAUUCAUUCACUAUUGCGCGUACGUUCCCAGGAGGUGAAGAUAGGUUUAAACUAAAGAAUUUAUUUUCUCUUUUUCUCUGACUCUUUGCAUAGAAGAAUGUCAGACUUUCCGAAAUUACUGUUUCUUUUUAAAUUGGAUAUCGAUUUUUUUAACACUAACUUUGUAUUGAGUGCAUUUUGAAGGAAUAACAAAAUCAAACACAGGAGUCUUGUAAAGCCUUUGCACUUUCAACCUCCAAAGAGUUACUGGUGCAGUGGGAGCCAGGUAAAUGGCUUUUAAAAAAAGUAAGGCUGCAGAAAGCUGAACCACACAAUUGAACACAGUAAAGUUUUAUGCCAGUUCUUGGAACCUGUAGGCCAUACUUUGUAAAGGGGGUAAACUGUACCCUAAGGCUAGUAAAAUGUGUGUUUGUAUUAGAGGAGACAGGAUCUCAUUUAUCUUAAAUGUUUAUAGAUUUUCUGUAGCUUUCAACUUAAGUUAUUAAAAUUCUAACAUGAACUGUGAAAGGGGAACUUAAUGAGGAGUGUAGGUCUGAGAUUGCUGUCUUCCCUGGUGGUGUUGUAACCAGUAGAUAAUGUUUGUUCAUAAGUGUGUGCUUGUAAAAACAUGGCAGUUUUUUAAUAGAACGUGAAGUGAAUGUUAAAAUUAAAAAGUGCAUUCUGGGAGUUGGGAUUUUAAGGUUAUGUAGUUCAUCCAUCCUUUGAAUUAUCCAUUAAGUCAAAAUGCAUAAGCCCUUUGCUAAAGUUCAUAAAGUAAGCCCUAGAGAAUGCUCAACCGCCAAUUUUUUGUCCAGCUAUUAUUACCUCCCUUUCUUCCUCUUGGUCUUUCCCCUUUGAAAUGUACAAAAAGGACAGAUUCUUUUCAGCAAAGCAUGAGAGUAGAUGGCUCUGGUGUGUUUACCACAUUGCAGUUCAUUGCAGGAGUUUGAGACUCCUUUUUAAUGGAGGGCCUGGCCGUGUUGGUGUGUUGGGUAGGGAAGGGGUGCUAAGCCUGCCCCUCUCCCUGCAGUCUGUGGUGGCCCUUGGCUCUCUUUAGCAUCUCAUUGUGUUCAGUGUGGGUAUGUAUAAAGUGGCUGUAGUUUUGCAAGAUGCCACCAGCAUAUUGGACUAACAAAUGGAUCACCAGCCCAUGGACUGAGUGUUCCAGUCCCCCAGUGAAACUGACAAAGUUGGGUCCUUGCCUGGCCCCUGCUGUGGAAGGCUCCUUGCGUGAGGAUGCAUAUUUGAGUGUGGAUGUCUGUGUCCGUGUCUGUGAGCAUGUUUCUGAAUGUGUGAGGGUGUAUAUGUUUCUACAUUUGCCCUGUGUGUGGGGAUUUCCCAAGCUCCUGGCUUUUGGAAGGCGAUUCUAAAACCAGUUUCUUCUUCCUCCCCUACUUUAUUCCUUUCCCUGAGUUAUGCUGGCUUCUCACCCAGGAGUAAUGGGCUCAGCAAUAUCUCCUGGACACCCGCUGUCCUGCAGCCAUGCCCAUGCUCUUCUGUCUUGCUUUAGGACCCUGUGACCCAGAACAGCAAGAAACAAAGAAAGGUCAAGAUCUGUGAGAAUUACUGCUCAAACUUCACUACCCUGGAAGCCUUACUAUAUAUAUAUAUCUUAAUAUAACUCAGAUAAAAAGAAAAGGAAAACCAAUGAUUGGUUGCUAAAAGCACAGAAAUGUUAACAUAUUUAUUUAACUAGUCCUGCAGCAGAGACUCGAUUGUAAAGUGAUGUAUUUCUGGGUUGUAUUUGUGCUUUAUGGAUCUUGUUACAUACAAAAAAGAAAUCACCACUGUGAAUUUAUUACUGUAUAACUUUGUCAUAUUCCAUGAUAGAUAAAACAUGGGCUAUUAAGCCCAUAGUACACUUCUUGAAUGAUAUUCAGCAUAGCUGAGUCAAGGCAGGUUAGGUACUUCAUCAAGCCACUGUAUUAUGCUUUAAUCAAAAAGAUACUCAGUUAAAAUUUUGGAUCCCAUUUGACAAAGCAUUGUAUUUUGGUCAUGGAAGGAAGGGAAGUGUACUAACACAUUUUUAAGGUAUUUUGUGUCAGAUACUUACUGCUCUACACACCUUUUAAUUCCCAGUUCUUUUGAGGUAGGCAUUAUCUGCUUUACAGGUGAGAAAAAGGAAGAUCUGACUCUUGGCUAGUAUAUGGAAUUUCAGAGAAGUGUUUUAUUCUGGUCUCUCUGCCCACUUCACCUUGAAGCAGGAUGUAGGGUCUGACAUUUCUGGAUGCAGAGGAGGGACCUAGAGACACCAUCUUGAAUCAGGACCCAAGGCGGGGUGUUCAUGGGAGAUGGGACUGCUUCUUUCACUUUGGGUCUAUACCCUGUGGUCUCUCAGGACACUUCUCCAGCAUACCAGCAGGUUUCCGGGGAUAGGGGGAAGAACCUGAGAAUGACCUUUCUCCCAGGAAAGCCCAGCCCUGUCAGUGUUGCAGCUGCUGCAAGACCCAGAGGUGCCAUGUUCCCGCAGACACCCUGUGCUCUUGUCUCUCCUACUCUCUGCCGCUCCUGCUGAUGUGGACAGAAUGUGCAUGGGCCUUAGGCUUGAGGGAGGAGUGGUAGGGGCCUGAGCUGGCCUCUUGCUGGUUUAGGGCCAGGUCCACUCCCUUCUGCAGGGGAAGGAAGGAGAAGAGUAUCUGUAGGCUGCCCUGGGAGGCCUGGAGCUGGAGGUUCUCCUGUAUCCUCGACAGCAUGUUCUCAGCAAGCCAUUUGAGCCCAGUUUCCCUGAACUUGCCCUCAGAACUCUGGGAAGAGUUCCUCUAUUCUGCUGUCUGAGUUUUCAUUCAUGUGUGCAUAAACCAUCUUUCUCUGUCCUAAUGUUUCAGUGGAAGAUGAGAAAGAGUGGCACUCACGUCCCUCAGCCGUGCUUCUCAUUAGGAAGUUGAGAUUUCAAAGUGAGGGGGCAGAAAUGCAAAACUACUGAGUAAAUUUAGAUCUUAGGACUCAGUCCUUUUCACUAGGACCUGUCCAGUAUCCCGUUGGGUAACCCAGUUUGUUUUGCCUGUGAAAUAAAUCUCUUUGGAGGGCUGUUAGAGGGUCUCUCCAAACCUAUAGACUCCUAAAGUCCCAGCAGCAGGGGGCAGGUUACUUGCAUUAUGGUGCUGAGAGUCCACAGUUGAUGUCUCUCAGAAACAGCAGUGUUCUGUCUUUGUCUUAGUGGAAUAAAGACAUUUAUUUUAGCCUUGGGGACAAAUGCAACAACCCCCCAGGCUUUUAUCUUAAGGGUGACUUUGGUUCAUCUUUUGGCACUGAAACAGUACUGGGAUGCAUAUUUGAAUGUACAGUUGUCUGGUUUUGUGGGUCUGGAUUUAUGUGAGCUUUCACUUGUGGCUAGGAGUGUUCAUUGUGAAACUGCUUAGCAUUUAGGUAUUUUAAACCCUACACAGCCCUUAGCCUAGAAGAGCACUGUCAUCUGAGAGCACUGAGACUGUCUCAGGGAAUUAGUUGUGCGGAUCUGAGAUGCAGACGAUAAGUUCAGUUCAGCUCAUGUAUAGGGCAUUCGAACCUGUGUGUCAUCACUGUGGGUGUAGGCGAGGAAGGAAAUGUGGCCAGUGCUUUCUUGUGUCAGUGCCCCUCGGUUGUAGGAGUAAUGAAAUCUUACCAUUGGUCAUCAUUCUUUUUUUUUUCCUUUCAAAAGGAACAUAAAAAAAUCUAAACUUUAAUUAUAUUUUUGUUUCCAGGGCUAGAGAUCAAACCCAGGAGCUUGAAUGUGCUAGGCAAGUGCUCUACCACUGAGCUAUAUCUCAAGCUCUCUUUUGUUUUAUUUUGAAAUAGGGUCUCACCUUGUUGCCCAGGCUGAACUCGAACUCAUGGUCCUCCUGCCUCAGCCUUCCAAGUAAUUGGGAAUACAGGUGUGUGCCACUGCCAGUUCAUUUCUUAUUUUUACAGUAGAUUCAUUCUAGGUUUUAAUUAAAUGGCAAACUCCUCUGGUCUAAAUUAUGCCAUGCUUAACCAAAUUUAAUUUGCAAGAUACCAUUCAUGAACUGUUUCAUAGAGAACCUGGCACCAGCAAGGAUGAGAUGGGGAACAUAAACUGACUCUCUGGGGCAGUGAAUUUAACGCAUUUCUUGGAUGUCUGCAUCCUCAAUGAAGGUGUUAGUGAGAAAACCAGAGAGGCCUGGGCCAGGUCUUACUUGAGAGGUUAUUUCACAAUUGCCUUUGUUAGCAAGACUUUACAGUUUUGAAUUUUGAGUGCAGCAUUCAUCCAGAAAGUUCAGUGAUGAAACCAUCAGUCUCUGUGUGCUGGAGUCAACUGUGAAAAAGUGAUUGGAUUCCUUUUGUGCUGUUUCUGAUUACUAGUUACUACUGCAUGUUACCAGGAAGGACAUGUUUGCUAACUAACCUCUGCUUACCUGUCACCAAAUGCGUAUGACAGUCUAAGUAAUGUGUUGCUGUAUUAACUGGGCGUGGGCUCUAGUGGGACAUUUCUGAACAUGUGAGUGAAUUACACUACCAGCAACCAUCCGUACAAGUCCAUUUUCCUAUUUCCAUAAAGUUUAUGCUAUGAAACUUCUUCUCACUGUGAUAGGAUCUGUCAUGGACACAGUGUUCCUGGUAUCUAAGUUAUUUUGUUCUCUUUUGGGUCCUCCAGUUAUAGCCCUUCUCCAUCCCAAUUAACUAUAACACAUUUUUUAAACACGUUAUGUUUUUUAUACUGUAAACUUGAAAAAUAAAUUGAAAUCCCAAAUUGUA
Heterocephalus glaber (naked mole-rat) is the source of this 8439-nucleotide messenger RNA. RefSeq names its product VANGL planar cell polarity protein 1 (gene Vangl1). The record is from RefSeq and is a predicted model, not a curated record. Gene Ontology annotation, biological process: multicellular organism development. NCBI's taxonomy places the organism in Eukaryota, Metazoa, Chordata, Mammalia, Rodentia, Bathyergidae. Gene Ontology annotation, cellular component: membrane.